Entrophospora sp. SA101 is the source of this 643-nucleotide messenger RNA. The record is from the annotation of a GenBank genome assembly. NCBI's taxonomy places the organism in Eukaryota, Fungi, Glomeromycota, Glomeromycetes, Entrophosporales, Entrophosporaceae.
AUGUCUUGGCAAUCAUAUAUUGACAAUCAAUUGUUAGCUACAGGUAAAAUAGCUCAAGCUGCUAUAUACGGACAUGAUAAUUCUUUGUGGGCUACUUCUCCAGGAUUCAAAGUUAGUACACUCGUAGCAGCUUUUGAUAAUGCUGAUAAAAUUCAAGCAAAUGGUAUAUAUUGUAAUAAUCUCAAAUAUAACAUUAUUGGAAGAAAAGGAAGUGAUGGCGUAGUAAUAUUUAAAACAUCAAAAGCUAUUAUUGUUGGAACUUAUCUUGAAGGAACUGCACCUGGAGGAGCUAAUAAAGUUGUUGCAGAUUUGGCUACAGGUAAAAUAGCUCAAGCUGCUAUAUACGGACAUGAUAAUUCUUUGUGGGCUACUUCUCCAGGAUUCAAAGUUAGUACACUCGUAGCAGCUUUUGAUAAUGCUGAUAAAAUUCAAGCAAAUGGUAUAUAUUGUAAUAAUCUCAAAUAUAUAACAACUACUGCUGGUGAAGAUAACAUUCUUGGCAGAAAGGGAAGUGAUGGCGUAGUAAUAUUUAAAACAUCAAAAGCUAUUAUUGUUGGAACUUAUCUUGAAGGAACUGCACCUGGAGGAGCUAAUAAAGUUGUUGCAGAUUUGGGUGAAUAUUUGAAGAACUCGGGUUAUGUAC